Ostrinia nubilalis (European corn borer) is the source of this 5956-nucleotide messenger RNA. It is a transcript of the gene tok, whose product is annotated as tolloid-like protein 1. Lineage: Eukaryota; Metazoa; Arthropoda; Insecta; Lepidoptera; Crambidae. The coding region runs from base 186 to 4292 and encodes 1368 amino acids. The record is from RefSeq and is a predicted model, not a curated record. The transcript is spliced from 20 exons. Gene Ontology annotation, biological process: proteolysis. Gene Ontology annotation, molecular function: zinc ion binding; calcium ion binding; metalloendopeptidase activity.
GACGGUGUCAGUUGUCCACAGGACCCCGCCACGCGUAUCCGUCUGUGUGAUGACCGCGAGUGAGUGAUUUACAAUCGAGUUGCGAGUGAGUUGGCAGUGAGAAAGUUGGUCACGUGAUUUUUUCGGGAUAUACCAAAAAGGGAAAUAAUGUCAUAGUGUAUCAAGUGUUCAAAAUACAGUCAAAAAUGACUUCCCAGUGUAGACGUCCGUCCGUGAUGGCGGUUGCUGUGAUAAUGACGAUUGUGUUAAGUGUCGUGGCCGAGGUAACCUCGGUGGAGGGGAGGGAGGAGCCCCACAAGUUCACCAUAGACGAGCUGCUGUCUACUAGCUAUGAGAACAAAGAUUCGGGAGACCUUGGAUUGGAUCCUUGUAAAGCUGAUAACUUUCAAGGCGACAUCGCAAUCCCAACCUCAGAUUACUUCAAGCCCACAACAAAACCCCCACCUCCCGCCUCAAAAAUUAACAAAUCAUUACAAGAAGAAGUUGAAAGACUGAAAAAAGAAGUCCUGCUUGAAGGCCUACAGGUAGAAGAAGAAGGACUCACGGAUAUUCUUAGGAAGAGAACGAAGCAGCCAGUGCCUUUAUCACAAGAGAAACCAAAGAAGUACAAUGAUGCAAUAAUAUCUACAAAGGUUCUGCCAGCGGGCUUGGAUAAGUCACUUCUGAUGAAAAACGGAAGAAUACCGCCGGGAGAGAUGAUAGAAAAUAUUACUUAUGUUCCUAGUCAAACUAAACUAGAUCAUACUAACCAAUCCUCAGUAGAUAACCUAACUGAGUAUGAUAGCUUAGAACAAGACGGCGUGUUAGUUGUCAAUGUAUCUACUGACAACAUUCUUAACCUUGAUGAAUUGUACUUAAAUAUUCAAGUAGCUAAUCUCACUAACAAAAUGGAAGAUGUCACUAACAAAAUACAAAGUAAUAGUAGAGAGAUCACUGGUGAUUCCAAAAAUAUUAGAAUAAAAGACAUUCCAGACAACAUAACAGUAGCCCCAGCACCAACUAAUGGUGUUCUGUCGACUAAUGAACAAGAAGAAGAAUUAAAUGCAAAUAAAUUCGUAAUAAACAAAACGAUUCCUGAUUUAAGUCUAAAUGUAGAAGCUAAUGAUUUGUUGAAGCCAACCGAGAGCCUACAAAGUUUAGUAGAAGAAACAAACAGUAGAAAACGUAGAAGAAGAAGAAGGCAUGGAAACGGUAGAAGGUUACGAAAUAUACAUUCCACUGAAAGACUGUCCCAAAACACACUAAGACAUUCCGAAGAGAGUACCAGCGAAUCCCAUUUUGAGAGAAAAAAGUUUUUUCGUCACCACAAGAAACAUUCCAGUAGAGACCAUAGCGAGGCACCAAAAAAAUAUGAGAUUCCAGUACAUGAGUUUGAAGAAAAAUUUGAAGUGAAACCACCUGCGAAAGAUAAUGAAAAUAGUACUCAAGAGAGAAACCCGUUUGCUGGUUGGUACUACCGUGAUACAUCUGAUGAUAUGGAUGCUAUGGAAAGUCAAUUGUAUGAGCAAGAGCAUAAUUAUACUGAGACAACUUCAAGGCACCGCACUGCCCGAGCCGCUACCAACCGCAAGGAGCGCAUCUGGGAGAACGGUGUAAUACCCUACGAGAUCGACGGCAACUUCAGCGGCGCACACAAGUCCCUCUUCAAGCAAGCCAUGAGGCACUGGGAGAACUUCACUUGCGUCAAGUUUGUGGAGAGAGACGCCGAUCUGCACAAAGACUACAUAGUGUUUACGGAGAGACCUUGUGGAUGCUGUUCCUUCGUUGGCAAACGUGGUGGGGGCGCCCAGGCCAUUUCAAUCGGCAAGAACUGCGACAAGUUCGGUAUAGUGGUCCACGAGUUGGGCCACGUCGUCGGCUUCUGGCACGAGCACACCCGGCCUGAUAGGGACAACCAUGUACAGAUCAUCAGGGACAAUAUUAUGACAGGCCAAGAAUACAACUUCAACAAACUGACAGCUGAAGAAGUAAACUCCCUCGGGCAGACCUACGACUACGAUUCUAUCAUGCACUACGCCAGGAACACCUUCAGCAAAGGGACGUACCUGGACACCAUCCUGCCCUUAGAAGUACAUGGCAAGAAGCGGCCUGAGAUUGGGCAGAGGGUCAGACUGAGUGUCAGCGAUAUAGCGCAGACGAACCUACUGUAUAAAUGUGCCAAAUGCGGUAAAACCCUGCUGGGUAACUCCGGCUGGUUCAACUCGCCCGGGUGGGGCUCCGAGGCAGUCCCGGCCACAGCCGAGCGCUGCGAGUGGCGGAUCGUCGCUACGCAUGGUGAACGAGUCGUGCUCAAUAUUACUGAAAUAGACAUCCACAAAUCUGAAGAAUGCCGAUCGGAAUGGGUAGAAGUCCGCGACGGUUACAUGCCAGACGCUCCCGUGCUCGGCAGGAUCUGCGGCUCAGGGAAGGGCCCUAUCAUGAGGUCCACUGGCUCCAGGCUAACGGUGGUCUACCAGCCUGGCCCAAGACUGAAGCCGCAUAAGGGAUUUAAGGCACAUUAUGAAGCUGUUUGUGGUGGUGACAUUGAGGUGGACAGCAGUGGUCACUUGGAGUCUCCGAACUACCCUGAUGACUACCAACCAAAUAAGCUUUGCGUGUGGAGCCUGUCAGUGCCACCGGAAUACCAAGUGGCGUUGCGGUUCCAUUCCUUCGAGGUGGAGAACCACGACACUUGCUCGUAUGAUAAGGUGCUCAUUCGAGAUGGUGACUCUAUGGACAGCCCCCUUCUUGGCAUGUUCUGUGGCCAUAAGAUACCUCCGGAUAUCAGAUCCACCUCCAACAAACUGCUCGUGAUCUUCGAAUCCGACAGCACUGUCCAAAAGGCCGGCUUCUCUGCCACCUUCAUGAAGGAGUUCGAUGAGUGUGCGUCCAUUGAGCACGGGUGCAGUCACUCCUGUGUCAAUACCUUAGGAGGAUAUGAGUGCGCUUGUGAUAUCGGAUAUGAACUGCAUUCAGACGGGAAGAAGUGCGAGAAUGCAUGCGGAGGUCUUCUCUAUGCUCCGAACGGGACCAUAACUUCCCCCUCUUUCCCGGACCUCUACCCUCCUUCCAAGAAUUGUCUAUGGGAGAUUGUGGCGCCCCCUCAGCAUAGGAUCACGCUUAACUUCACCCACUUUGACUUGGAAGGCAACAGCAUGUACCAACAGGAAUGUGAGUACGAUAGCGUGACGGUGAACUCCAAACUCGGCGCCGACGUGCUUCGCCGUCACGGUGCGUUCUGCGGCAACGCUCUGCCGCCGCCUGUGACGUCAGACGGUUCAGUCUUGCGGGUCCAGUUCACUUCAGACUCAUCAGUCCAUCGCUCAGGCUUUGCCGCAGUCUAUUACAUCGACGUGGAUGAAUGCGCCGAGAACAACGGUGGUUGUCAGCACGAAUGCCACAACACUCUAGGUGGAUAUGAAUGUGCUUGCCACAGUGGGUUCACUCUUCAUCCAAAUAAGCACGAUUGCAAAGAGGGUGGUUGUAAACAUGACGUUACGCAGCCCCAUGGAACUAUUAUCAGCCCAAACUAUCCAGACACGUACCCGUCUAGAAAAGACUGUGUAUGGCAGUUCUCCACAACUCCUGGGCAUCGCAUCAAGCUGAUUUUCAACGUAUUUGAACUGGAGCCUCAUCAGGAAUGCGCGUACGACCACGUCACGAUCUACGACGGAGCGUCUGCUGACGAGAAGACCCUGGGCCGCUUCUGUGGCAGCAAGAUCCCGCACCCAGUGGUGGCAUCGCAGAACCAGAUGUACGUGGUGUUCAAGUCUGACGCCUCUGUGCAAAGAAAGGGAUUCUUGGCUACACAUUCUACUGCAUGCGGCGGUUACUUAGCAGCAUCAGAAACAGUCAAGCACCUGUACUCCCACGCGCGCUAUGGCGACGACUCGUACGAAUCUCGCGCAGACUGCGACUGGAGUAUCGUAGCUCCUAUGGGCCAGUUCGUAAGGCUGACCUUCCUGACAUUCGAGCUGGAGCCAGAAGCUAACUGUGGCUAUGACUACGUCCAGGUCUUCGGGGGAUUGGAAGGGAGCGCUGGGGACUACGGCACGUUUUGUGGGACUAAGAUGCCUCCAGAAAUAGUGUCCACCACCGAAGCGUUGCUGGUCAGGUUCCGGACAGAUGACUCCAUCGUAUUCAAAGGAUUCUCCGCGUCGUACCAAGCCGUCGCACCAGAGGUAUGGAGCGGAGAAGACAGCUCGGAAGGCGGAGAAGAUGAGGAAGAAGAAGAUGAACGUAUGCCGCCACUCGUCGUGGGGCGACGGGGACUCCGAGGCCCCUCGCCAAGAUUCGUUAGACGGCCCACGUGACGGUGGCCAUUACCGCGGCAUCCGAGGCACAGGCGACCACACAGAAACACGCACAAUCGGUUUUUGCCGGCAAAAGGUCCAGGUCCAUUGUAAUUUUGUCGUUUCACUCCGAAAACGCGACGGGUGUAUGGCAAAACUUAGAAAGGUUAGCGCGUGUGCAAUGCAAACUCCAAAUUAAACUUUCGCGGGUAUAAAAGUUUUGGUUUGUCAAAUGUUGCCAGAUAAAUAAAAAAUAUACCAUACGUCAAUUUUAUUGGGACUAUAGGUCCGUAUCAGACUGAUAAUGUUUUAUGGAUUUUGCAUGUUUUGUUUAAUGAAGCACAUUAUUAGUAUCUUGCAGGCGUAGAUAAAGCUUGUUUUGUAUGACAUAAUCAACAAAACGCGUGAUGGAGCGUUCACCUAUUACAGGAUGCAUAAAUUAAACUAAUGUUGAGCGUGCAUUAAAAUCAAAGGUAUUGGCGGAGUCUUGAAUGUUUUUUCGCAUGCAAAGAACUUGUAACGGUAAUUAUUUGAGUCUUCAACAAAACACCUUUUUGUUUAAAUAACCACUGCCUUUAUAAAAUUCGCAAUCCGCCAAUAAUGCACCUCUAAAAGACACAAAACUGUUUAGUUAUUCGCACAUUUGGUAAAUAACUAAGCUCACUUGUGACGUUUUGACCUUGAUUACUUUGAUAUUUAAUAAAAACGGUCUACUAAUAAUAAUAUUAAACUGCAAAAGUUUAAAUGAAAUUAUUUUUACGACUGAUUGGAAACUGUACAUAAAUUAUUAAAUAGUUAAGUAUAUGUUCUUUACUUAAUUUUAACUAGUGGUUACCACAAAAAUACUCAUUAAGAAUAUUAUACCUAACUAUUAGAAAGACAAUUGAAUAGGUUUAUGUGCUGUAAUCUGUACGUAAUCGAUUUUUGUUAGUAGUCAUAAUAUUGCAUAAUUACCAAAGAAUAAAAAAUAGCUCUGACAUAUUAAAACUGUUACUUACUGUUUAUUACAUUACCUAGUGCCAUAGUUUAUGACGGUACUUAUUUAUACCGUUAAUAUUUUUUUUAAUACAAUAAAUUCAUAAGCAAAACCUAUCUAGAAGUUCAGACAAAAGGCCCGAGUUCAAUAAUUUAACAAAAUUUAGAACAGACUAUAAGCAACGGCAUUUUGACUUAUUUAACUUAAUAAUAAAUAAAUAAAUAAUUAUUCUUAAAUUAGUGAAGCACAAAUAAAUAGAAAUAAAUUAACUUGACAAUAUGUAAAAUAAGAUAUAAGGUGUAAACUAAUUUUGUUGUUAAUGCUAGGUGUUCAAAUCCAUAUCAAUUUAAUAGUUAAUCAACUCUCAUUAUAAAUGUAUACUAUAGCAAGUAAGGAAGUACAAUUCCGUUGACGAUUGCUUGCCAAAUUGUUCUAUUCUAUACCAAUAAAGUACAUAACCACCCAUAGCAGUGUUUCAUGGAUAAAAUGUUUUGUACGUCUUAAGUAAUGUGUUGUGUAACAGAUAGUUACAAGUCUCUUUUACAUUAGACAACUGUUGUAUUUUACUUUUCCUGACUUGAUAGUGCCAAAAAUUGUGUAAUUAUUCACGACAUGUAAAAAACAUUAAGAUAGUGUUUUAUAACUUAGAUUAUGAAAAUAUUUAUAAGUAGGAAGUUAUUUUUAUUAAAACGCCAUGAAAUUCUAAUAA